UUCCACCACCUCCGACCUCCUGUACGGGCCCAUCCGUCUUGACAUCCGCCACAAUGAACAGGACUCCCUCCAUCCAGUUUUUAACAUCGACACCGUCAAGAAAGCGUCCCCAUGACCAAAUAUCUGGCUCCAAUUCUGAAAGCAGAAGUGAAUCUCCCUGGACAGCCCAGGAAGAGGCGUCUAAUUCUGCCAACAGCCGUUCAUUUGGCGGUGCACGCUCACAGAACCUUCAACUUCCACGAAUAAGAUAUCCCGGGGACGGAUACGAUUAUAGAAGACCUAUCAUGUCGACCGGAGUGCCUCCACCCCCUCCCUCUUUCCUACAAGCCCAACCGCAGCCAAACGUCAUCGACUUGACCCAAGAUGACUCUAGCCCUCCCUCUCGCUCACCGCAAAUGUCUUGGAUUCCGUCCUCGGGAAGUAGACCAACAGGAGCAAGUCGACCACCGCGGUUCGGAAGGAAUAUCAUGGCAGAUGUUGUCAAUUUGGAACAAGAACCAGGGCAGUCUCCAAGCAACAACCAACAAUCCAGCCCUGAAGUACAGUGGUUAGGAUCCAUUUCUCGGGGAGCUCGCCCUAGAACACAGCCUCAACAAACUACCUCUUCGGAGCAUCAUCAUAGAGGUUUGCCUUUCAGGAGGGGCGGCCUGAUGAAUUUACUAAGGGCCGAUAGACUGGCCCUAAACCGAACCCAAGAAUUCGCGGAAGAGAUGGCAUUGCGCACAAGGGAUAUUGUCGCCUUCAGUCAUGCUAUGACGCCUUUCUGGAUUGGUGAAGCGCCUAGGCAUGGAAUAGAUCUGACCAUUGAUCUUGAUAAUCCGCAGAUGGAUUUAACUCUCGUUGGGCUUGAAUCGUUGAACCCGGACGGUCGCCCGACUUCUCCAGCGUAUCAAUCGCCUCCUGCGCCCCCGGCGGGUUUUACUAGGACCGCCGGUGAAGAUGAUGUCGUGAUAUGUCCUAAUUGCGAGCAUGAACUUGGGACUGGGGAUGAUCCUAUACAGAAGCAAGUGUGGGUGGCAAGAUCAUGCGGUCAUGUUUACUGCGGGCUAUGUACGAAAAACCGUGCUUCAUCUCGUGGGAGGAAAGCAGCCGUACCCGCAAAAACAAAACCUUUCUCAAAGUGUGUGGUCACUGACUGUGGAAAAUCAGUCAGUCAACCGAGGACAAUGCUCCAAAUCUAUCUCUGAUAUUUGGACAUUGCUUUUACCCCUAUUUUUAUCCUGGCUCUUAAUUUCUCAAGGUGCAUUUUUUUGGCGACGGUGUUUUCCGGGCAGUAAUUGGAGGGGGCGUGAUGGCUAUUUUUUAUUUUAUGAUACAGUUUCCAUGGUUGAGCCAUUUCAAGACAAUUGUGCUUAGAUGUUCUCGCAUUGGCAGUGGAUUUUGGCCUGGGAUUCAUGCUUAAGCUUAUAGUGUAUUAGGACCAUUGGAUAAGGCACAAGGGAAUGCAAUAUAGAUCGGACAAUUG
Messenger RNA from Coccidioides posadasii C735 delta SOWgp, 1465 nucleotides. RefSeq lists its product as uncharacterized. NCBI's taxonomy places the organism in Eukaryota, Fungi, Ascomycota, Eurotiomycetes, Onygenales, Onygenaceae. Gene Ontology annotation, cellular component: SUMO-targeted ubiquitin ligase complex. Gene Ontology annotation, molecular function: ubiquitin-protein transferase activity. The record is from RefSeq and is a predicted model, not a curated record.